Drosophila mojavensis is the source of this 2337-nucleotide messenger RNA. RefSeq names its product 1-acylglycerol-3-phosphate O-acyltransferase Pnpla3 (gene bmm). Gene Ontology annotation, cellular component: lipid droplet; cytoplasm; membrane. The record is from RefSeq and is a predicted model, not a curated record. NCBI's taxonomy places the organism in Eukaryota, Metazoa, Arthropoda, Insecta, Diptera, Drosophilidae. Gene Ontology annotation, molecular function: triacylglycerol lipase activity. Gene Ontology annotation, biological process: lipid homeostasis; triglyceride catabolic process. The transcript is spliced from 8 exons. Bases 272 to 1720 code for a protein of 482 amino acids.
AUUUUGCUGUUCAUUGUUAUUAAAGCAGCUGUGAGUAACGGUUCGUGAAAAUUGUGAUCGGAAGUAAAAUAAAAAGGAACGUGAAAAUAAAAAGUUUAAUAAAUACUAAGUGUACAAAAUCAAGUAUUUUUGUUUACCAAUCAUUUACGAUAUAUAUAAAUACGUGUAUUUUUGGUGCCAAUAGUCAAGUUGGAAAGCGCGAAACUUGAAACGGUCUUAUCAAGCACACGAAAUAAUAAAUUUAUUAACUAGUGAUAAAAGGAGGCACAAUAUGAAUUUAUCCUUUGCUGGAUGCGGUUUCCUGGGAAUAUACCAUGUCGGUGUUGCUGUCUCCUUCAAAAAAUACGCUCCGCAUCUACUUCUAGAAAAAAUUGGUGGAGCCUCGGCGGGCUCCCUUGCAGCAUGCUGCCUGCUAUGCGAUUUGCCACUAGGCAGCAUGACAUCAGACUUUUUUCGUGUGGUAAACGAGGCUCGUCGUCAUUCCCUUGGACCAUUUAGUCCGUCAUUUAACAUACAAACUUGUUUGCUAGAAGGACUCCAGAAACAUCUCCCCGAUGACGCACACAAGCGCGUCAGCGGGCGCCUGCACAUCUCUUUAACGCGCGUUUACGAUGGAAAGAAUGUGAUAAUUUCUGAUUUCCAUUCACGCAAAGAAGUGUUGGACGCCCUACUUUGUGCCUGCUUUAUUCCUGGCUUUUCCGGAAUUUUGCCGCCGCGAUUUCGUGGCGUGCGCUAUAUGGAUGGUGCAUUUUCAGAUAAUUUGCCAAUACUGGAUGAAAACACAAUCACUGUAAGCCCUUUUUGCGGCGAGAGCGAUAUUUGUCCACGGGACCAGAGCUCCCAAUUAUUCCAUCUAAACUGGGCCAAUACAAGUAUCGAAAUAUCACGACAAAACAUCAACCGCUUUGUACGUAUUUUGUUUCCACCGAGAGCCGAAUUCCUGUCAAAAUUUUGUCAGCAGGGCUUUGAUGAUGCACUGCAAUUUCUGCAUCGUAACAACUUAAUUAACUGCAGACGUUGUGUAGCCGUUCAGUCCACAUAUGUAGUAUCUGAGACUGUUGCAUCAUCCCUAGAGACUGAGUCAGAGUGUCGUGAAUGCAAAAAACAUAGAACGGAUGCAUUGAGUUCCAACUUGCCAGAAACAGUAAUGGUGGUUAUACAAGACUAUAUAGAGCAGGCGAACAAAGGCUUGGCCAAUUGGAUUUUCAAGCAUCGGAGCAUGAAAUUGCUUUCACUGCCAGCUACCGUACCGAUGGACUUUUUUCUGGCUACAAUUUCAAAACUCACCACUCUCACGCCAAAAUUGACUAAACGAAUGUGUCACAUAGUAGAAGAGUUUAUUGAUCAGCUGAACAAUACUAUGACAGUUCGUUUUCUUAACAAAUUUACGCUUUACGAUCAGCCUCAUUUCGAUGCGACUGGCCUAUUGCAUUCCAACCAUAUUUGUGGGCCACGGGUUUCAAUUCUGGUAGAUGAAGGUGUCACAACCCCAUUAGGCAGAGAAGCUGGGCAUGUUCUUGAGAUGUCUACGCACUGCGACUCGCUAUAUUCGUAUUAUUAUACAGAUGUCAAUACCAACAAACUGCAAGUUACCGAAAUAUUCGAUAUUGAAGACAUGACGAACCAGGAACUAUGCACCAAUUUGCAAGCAUAUGAUAGGACAGCGGAACAUCUGUCUGUAGCACAUCGGACAUAUAACACUGAAUGGGAUGGCAUAUAAGCUGUUCUGAUUGUAUUACAGUUUAAAUUAUGCCAACGACAUCUGAACUACACGACGUUGCCUUUUAAAAACUUCCGCGAAAUCUUAUUAAAAAUCAAAUUUCUGUUGUAAAGUUAAACAAUCAUCCAUUGAAGACAAGUGUCACGCAACCAUAUUCAAAUAUCCUGAGGCUGAAAAAAGUGUAACUAUUUAGUAUAUAUGAAUUAAAUGUACAAUUUCAUACACAAAUUAAAAUUAGUCUCUAUAAUUAGUAAUACGAAUCCCAAAGUUGCCUGUAGCCAAACAUUUCGUAGUUGCACCUAAAUUAAGUUUUGAAAACAUAAAAAAAAUUUCAGUAUGAUUUAUUCUCUAAGUUAUGAGUACAAAGUAUCAUAUUGUAAUAAGUAAAUAAAUUAAUUAAAAUUUAAAUGUAAAAUUAAUUUAAAUUAUUAAAAUUGACACUAGGCUUAUGUGUAAUAAAAAAGCAUUCAUAUAAAUAUAUAUAUGUGGAAUUCAUAUAUAAUACUUGUGUAAUUAUUCUUAAGUUCGUUCUAAUCCAGCUCGGAAAGAAUUACAAUUUUUUUAAAUAAAAAACCUUUGCAGGGACCCGCGAUCACUGUAAGUUUACGGAAAACAUA